AUGAGGGGUCUAGCCUCUUCAGAUCCUGGAUGCUGGGUGGUGAACGGCGGCUGCUCGGGGUGGAUGGAUCUGAAUAUCUACAAAAAUAGGGGAUGUGCGGCCUAUCCCUUUGUCACGGCGCCACAUAGUGACUUACAGGAGACAAAGGCUGUACCUGUCUCUGCUGAAGAACUGACCCUGAUACUCGGCCGACGGCCUGCAGGUAUCAUUGACCUCAUUGAUGGCCAUAUGCCGAUCUCGUGCAAUACUCUCAUCUUGCAGAGCCCGAGGGAUGAUAACAACGACCUCACGAAACCACCUGACCUAGAACCGAGGGAAUCCUAA
Pseudogymnoascus destructans is the source of this 324-nucleotide messenger RNA. RefSeq lists its product as uncharacterized. NCBI's taxonomy places the organism in Eukaryota, Fungi, Ascomycota, Leotiomycetes, Thelebolales, Thelebolaceae. Bases 1 to 324 code for a protein of 107 amino acids. The transcript has a single exon. The record is from RefSeq and is a predicted model, not a curated record.